Messenger RNA from Alexandromys fortis (reed vole), 2925 nucleotides. It is a transcript of the gene Cdv3, whose product is annotated as CDV3 homolog. Gene Ontology annotation, cellular component: cytoplasm. The record is from RefSeq and is a predicted model, not a curated record. Bases 1 to 846 code for a protein of 281 amino acids. The transcript is spliced from 5 exons. NCBI's taxonomy places the organism in Eukaryota, Metazoa, Chordata, Mammalia, Rodentia, Cricetidae.
AUGGCUGAGACCGAGGAGCGGAGCCUGGACAACUUCUUCGCCAAGAGGGACAAGAAGAAGAAGAAGGAGCGGAGCAGUCGGGCGGCCAACGCGGCGAGCGGCGCGGGCGGGAGCAGCGCGGCGGCGGGCGCCAGGCCGGGUGACGGCGGGAGCUCGGGCUCCGGUGCCAGGUCGGGCGACGGCGGGAGCUUGGGCUCCGGCGCCAGGUCGGGCGAUGGCGGGAGCUUGGGCUCCGGCGCCAGGUCGGGCGACGGUGGGACCUCGAGGCCAGGGGACGGCGGGAGCACGGGCCCCGCCGGCAAGGCCGUAACGAAGGAGGAAGAUGAGUGGAAAGAAUUUGAGCAAAAAGAGGUUGAUUACAGCGGACUAAGAGUUCAGGCAAUGCAAAUAAGUGAAAAGGAAGAUGAUGAUAAUGAAAAGAGAGAAGAUCCAGGAGAUAACUGGGAAGAAGGUGGAGGUGGUAGUGGAGUAGAAAAAUCUUCAGGUCCCUGGAAUAAAACAGCUCCAGUACAAGCACCUCCUGCUCCAGUAAUAGUUACAGAAACCUCGGAGCCGGCAAUGCCUAGUGGUGUAUAUAGGCCUCCUGGGGCCAGGCUAACCACAACAAGAAAAACGCCUCAAGGACCACCAGAAAUAUACAGUGACACACAGUUCCCAUCCCUGCAGUCCACUGCCAAGCACGUAGAGAGCCGGAAGGAUAAAGAAAUGGAGAAGAGCUUUGAAGUAGUAAAACACAAAAAUAGAGGUAGGGAGGAGGUUUCAAAAAACCAGGCCCUUAAACUUCAGCUAGACAACCAGUAUGCUGUGCUUGAAAAUCAGAAGUACAGCCACACACAGUACAGUUAAGCAAUGGUCUUUGCUAAGCCUCCCAAGAUAACUAGACCACAGCUAACCACCAAGAACAGCCAUUCAGCGUCUCAUAUCUGGAUCUACAGUGACUGAUUGAUGAAGACCUUGAUUCCAGUGACUGUCCCUGUUGCACUAUGGAAGAUCAAGAGUCACAACUGAUCUUGAUGUGUGUUGGAUUUAGGGGUGUUUUCAUUGUCUUAAAUAUUUGUGAAUUAGAUUCAGCUGUGUUCCCAUAGUUGCUCUGCAUAUAAAACCAAACCUGCAGCCAGUGGUCAUUUCAAACAUCUUUAUGUUCAGAUACUGAGCCUUCGCAAGGUUGACUACCUCAGAUUUGCUGCACUUAAUUGUGGAUUUCAUGUGGAUCACAACUUCUGCAUAAGUUACAGCUAUUAGUAUCAGUGUGAACCUUGAAACCAACUCUACUGGAUUCCUUUCGGGAAGCCUUCAGAAGUCAGCCAUCUGGGUUCUGAUCUGCUGUAAAAGAUGAAGAGUUAAGUGACCUUAAAUAGCCUGUUCUGUGCCCACUCUAAGGAACUCUGUAGGCUGUGGCUACAUUAGACUUCUUGGAAUAAGCCGCUGUCAAAACUGUUGUGUUUGGAUCAUCUGUGUGGGGCUAUGAUUUAUAAUUUAAGUUUUUAGUUGUAGUAUGAGGUGGCUACAGAUUGAAUUCAACCAAACUUGGAUCCACCAAAUGGGGAAAGGGUGGGGGAUAGUCUUGUUUCUUUGAAUACCUUUUUAUCCAGAUAGUGCUUGUUAUGUUCCACAUUAAGGCCUUGCUUUGACUUGGAGUAAGUUCUUGGACAGCGUAUUGUGUGGUAAAAUAGCCUGAAUGAGGCAUUGGAAUUGUGAAAUGACCUGUGAAUUUGCCAAUCCCUAGGUGGAACCAGAUAGCCUUUGAUACAAAGGGCAGCGGGUGCCAGAGGCUCCACUCCGGUUCUGCUCAAUCCUCCUCUAAUCAGGUUUAAAUUGAACUGCUGUGGACAGAGUGGUGUCUGCUCAGGUGGGGAGGGGUUCACUGGCCUGUCUUAACAUUUCAAAGCAACAGGUGCAAAACCUCACCAACAACCUGAAGUUUCAUGAAUCUUGCAUGGUGUCUGAUAAAAAAAAAUCUUGUGUGUGCCCAAAAUUUGAAGAUACUGGCUAUUUUGUAGAUACAUUCCUUGUUCUAGACAGCUCUGUUCACCUAGGGAAUAUUUUGUGAUGUUCACUUGGAAAGGCAGGGGAAUUGCCAGUGAUGUAUCACUUCUGUUCUUAGUAAUUAGAUAUAACUGCAGUAGUACUUGGCCCUUCAAGAGGGUAAGAGGGUACUGCUGUAUUCCUUUCCAUCUAAUGGAAUAGCGAGGCGGUUACCUACUUCCGUGUCCCCAGAAAUGCUUCAGUACAAAUAUUCUUUAUUGGCAACUAAGUACAUGAUGUCAGUGCCUGAGUUUCUCUAAUGAAUCCCUUUGCAAAAUGCAGUUCAGACUUGUUCAGUACUGACAGAAGUGAAAACAGGUAAUGAAGGAAGCUCUCCCAGCUUGAGACUGUCUUGCAAUUUGGUGAUUGAAUGCAGCAGUUAGUGUGGGAAGCAGGAGGUGUUGGCCAGUGUUUCCUGACCAAAACUGCAUGCCAUUCUGGGCAGUAAUGUUGGCAUGAUCUGAGCCAGCCAGGAGGAAGUUGGGUGAUUAGACAUUUGAUAUCUUCAUUGAACUAAAGACUUAUUUGGGCACUAGAAACCUUAAGUAAUCUCACACCUUGAGACACCUACUUACCUUAAAGUAGGCUCCCCCCUUCCCCAAGCCCCAUUCUGUUUGGGGUUAAGGUUUGAGAAUUGAACGGAGACAGAUGUGAAGAGGUUCAUUUAAUGGCACACUGUACUGGAACGCUGAAGACCUGCAGCAGAUGUAAAUUCCAAGUCUUGUUAUAAUUUUUUUAAGAUUGUGAAAUUAUUGAAAUGCACACGAAUCAAGUUUUAAUACACUGUCUGGGUGGAUGAGGCUGUCCAUUGCACCAUUUCUUUGGGUUCUCAGGCAUGGUUCGACAGUGUAAGAACUCUGUAACAUUAACAUUGAAUAAAAAGAAAAUCUAUGAGUGGUA